AUGGACAAGUUGUCGGCUAGGAAGCCGCGGAAGAGCGCACCAAAGUCUCGAUCAGGGUGCUUCACAUGCAAAGCCCGCCAUAUUAGAUGUGACCAGAAGAGGCCGGAGUGUGAGAACUGCACCUUGUCGAACAGAAAAUGCCUGGGUUAUCCCAUUCCUCCACCCAACACUGCUUCAGGUGCACAGAGCUCACCUCACGACCCAAGCUCUAUUGCCUCUUACCACAUCCCCUUUAAAGUUCCUGGGAGCCAAGCCGACAGACAGCUCUUACACUAUUACUGCUCUCAAGCAGCAUGGAACCUCUCCAGCUACGCCGACCCGACCUUGUGGACCGAACUGAUUCUCCAGCGAUGUCAAGAUCAACCUGUCAUCCGCAAUGGCCUUGUCGCCCUGAGCUUUCUGCACAAGAACUUUGUUUCUGGGUCGUUGACCGAGAGUCGAAAGGCCAAACCGAGUUUGAACGUGGAGACCAUGACCAUGGUCAGCAAAUGCUACGGGCAAUUGAAGAACUAUCUCGCGCGGUCUGAGGCCUUGCCGGAUGUCGCGUUGGUUUGCAGCGUGAUAUUCUACUCUCUGGAGUCACUCCUCGGUGAUAUUCGGCAGGCGAUAUCCCAUCUCGACAGCGGGCUGCGGCUGCUGAAGCGAACCAAAUCAGAAGCAAAAUGGGCCACUGAGCCGUUGCUUGUGCACUUGACGCAUCUCUUCGAACGUCUGGACGUUCAAGCAAGUUGCUAUGACGAUCUUCGCAUUCCGGUGCUGGAGCUUGUGUCUCCCCAAGAGACUCGAGGAACAUUGUCGGUCGUGCCAGAUUCGUUUCGAAAUCUCGGUCAUGCUGAACGCGUGCUGGUGAAACUUCAAAAUUGGACUCUACGUCAGUUGAUCAGCCACGUUCAGCAUAAAGGCAAAUCGUCAGAUGAAUUUCCUCAGGACUUAUGGCGCGAACGAGUGGUCCUUCGCGAGCAAUAUGAGAAAUACCGACAGGCGCUCAGCAUCCUCGAUCACCACCCCGAGAACUCACCUUUGGGUAUCCCGCAGACGGGCAGCCAAGAGGACCGGAGGAAACUUCGGCUACAACAGUUCUUACUCUUGCAGAUAAGCUUCCACACCUUUUACAAUCUUAUCGAGGAGAACGUUCAUGCCGCCGAUAUCGCCGGGUGCUCUAUCAAUGGCGAAGACACUCUCAGGACGGCUCUUUCCGAAGUCCUGGACCUCCUCUCACUGGCAAGCAAGUCAGCAUCACACUCUGCCAGUGCAUCAUUCCCACUAGCCUCGCCCUCACAGCGCACCUAUACGCUAUCCACAUUCCUCAUCGGGACAUUAUACUUCCUGUGUCUCAAAACCACCAGCCAAGAAACAUUAGCCACGUCUUACCAGCUGUUCUCCCACCCUCUGCUCAAGAACUCGCGCGAUGGUCUCUGGGACUCCAGCAUGGCGGAGAUGGUGGUAAAGAAUGUGAUCAAGAUCCGCGAUCGGGACAUCGGUGUGAGCGCGCCUGAUAUUGUCGUAGAAGAGACGUCAGGGGCAGCGGCGACGUCAACUUUCAACAUUGAAGAUUUCAGCUCGGGCGAGGAGACAGACUAUCUCAACCUGGAAUUCUCCUCGUUGAUCACCAGUGAGUCGGAUCUGAUUGACGAUGCAGCUGCAUUCUUCGUUCCCGACGACUCUCUUCUGUUCCCAAGUGACAACGUCGCGCACGGCUUGUCUCUGUCAGCCUCAGGCACGAGUUCGCCAUAUCUGUCCGAAGAUUCGUCCCUAAGUAGCAGCGGCGAGAGAACUCUACCAUACGCGAACAGCCAGCCAGCCGAACACUUAAAUCUGCAUCCAGGGCACGGAUAUUCGCAUGCUGGCCUCGUUGCUGACAGCCAUCCCAGGCCUGAGAACCACCAAAUACAAUACACGGUAGGCGAGACACCGGCUUCAGGUUCUGGCCAGUACAUGCAGACUCGGCGGGAGAUUCUACCUGGGUCAGAAAUCAAUAGCAACAACUUCACACGGCAAUCCACGGUGCCAACGGGUUUGUCGCCCCAAAGAGGAAGGUUAGAAGACUUCGCGCUAGGUAUCGUGGAUGCGGACGGUGGACUAGAGGAGGCUGCCAAGAGAGUUGCGGUGUUGUCUAUAUAA
Molecule: messenger RNA, 2121 nt
Organism: Fonsecaea erecta
Lineage: Eukaryota; Fungi; Ascomycota; Eurotiomycetes; Chaetothyriales; Herpotrichiellaceae
Exons: 2
Coding region: 1-2121 (706 amino acids)
Biological process (GO): regulation of DNA-templated transcription
Molecular function (GO): zinc ion binding; DNA-binding transcription factor activity, RNA polymerase II-specific
Source: RefSeq, a predicted model, not a curated record